Messenger RNA from Acanthisitta chloris (rifleman), 1691 nucleotides. It is a transcript of the gene ZFYVE27, whose product is annotated as zinc finger, FYVE domain containing 27. Gene Ontology annotation, cellular component: endoplasmic reticulum tubular network; growth cone membrane. Gene Ontology annotation, biological process: neurotrophin TRK receptor signaling pathway; positive regulation of axon extension; neuron projection development. The record is from RefSeq and is a predicted model, not a curated record. NCBI's taxonomy places the organism in Eukaryota, Metazoa, Chordata, Aves, Passeriformes, Acanthisittidae. Gene Ontology annotation, molecular function: metal ion binding. The annotation marks the transcript as partial. The transcript has 9 exons.
CCAGCUGCCUGGUACUCGGUGCUCGCCUUGUUGGUCGCGGUGCCGGCCCUGAUGGGCUACCUGCAGGAGACGUGCCGGACCCGGCCCUCGGAGCCGGAGCUGGUGCGCAGGAGGUACCACAGCGUCCGCAGGGAGGACCUGCGCAGGGUGCAGCUCUCGCGGCAGGAGGCCAUCGCCCAGGUUAAGAGCUUCCUGAUCCAGCUGGAGGGGUUUCUGAGCAGGAUGUGCCGCAACUGUGAGGUGGUGUACCGUGUGCUGUACUGGGAGAACCCCACUAUCUCUUCCCAGUUUUAUGGGGUGCUGCUAGGCACUGUCUGUGUCCUUUAUUUGCUGCCACUCUGCUGGGUCCUGGCCAUCCUCAACAGCACCCUCUUCCUGGGCAACACCCAGUUCUACCAAGUGAUAAUGGAGCUCAAGGCCUCGAUCGAGCACUGUGUGGGCACCAAACCCCUUGAGAGUACUCCAGAGCCUGUUGAACUCCUGCCAGCUGCUGCCAUACCAGAUCGGACUCCCACACCCACCAGCGCAGAGGACCUUACCCCUGGCAGCGUGGAGGAGGCAGAGGAGGCAGAGCCUGAUGAAGAGUUCAAAGAUGCCAUUGAGGAUGAUGAUGAGAGCUCUCAGUGCUCAGCAGAUUUUGACCUCAGCCUCCCAGACAAUGGUUUUAUGAGCAAAAACGAGGUGAUCCGCAGCAAGGUAUCACGCCUGACCGAGCGCCUGCGCAAGCGCUACCCCAGCAACAACUUCGGGAGCUGCACAGGCUGUGCGGCCACCUUCUCUGUCCUCAAAAAGAGGCGGAGCUGCAGUAACUGUGGGAACAGCUUCUGCUCCAGGUGUUGUUCCUUCAAAGUCCCCCGGGCUGUGAUGGGAGCCACAGCUCCGGAAGCUCAGAGGGAGACCGUGUUUGUGUGUGCUCUGUGCAACCAGGUGCUCAUCAAGUGAUGGAACAGGCCCAGCCAGCUCCUGUGUUCUGCACUGCCUGACACCUGGGACAGCGGGUGGGCACCCUUGCCACUGGGACCCUGGACUGUUUGGAUCCCAGCAUGACAUUCCCCUCCCAGAGGCCACUUGCACUCGCUGUUCCUCCUGCCAGCACCAGGUUGGGGCCUGGCCAGCCCUCCUUACUAUGCACUGGCCUGGGUCCCUGCAGGGGAGCACUGCCCAUGGCUUUGCCCCAUUUCUGCAGCAGCUCCAAGCUCUGGUUGCUCUCUGGCACUUGCUGUGCCCUGUCACAUACUUGCCCAGGCCCUGUGGCCUGGCUCAGUGAUGGAGGAACCAUCUUUCCUAGUCGUGGUCCUGCCUUCACCUCCUGUGUGGGGUGGAACAACCUCAGGGCUCUGUCAUUACCUUUCCCAGCCCUGUGCUAUAAGUGACUGUAUUUUUAGGAUCAAGUCGGAGCUCUACCUGCAUCCUCAGGAGCUGUGGUCUUUGGCCCUGGCUCAGCUGAGACCCUGCAAGUCUCUCCUGUGCUCCUCAUCCUCACUGCCUGCAGGUUUAGUCUUUUACCCCUGUAUUUGGCUGCAGCACAGAGGAGGCAAGAGGGUGUGUUUGUGCUGGGCUCUGUGCCCAGGUCUCCAGUGUGAGAAGGGGCAGGAGUUGGUGCUGCUCUGUGCACUUAGUGACUGCUGCUUUCUACUACAGAUUAAUAUAUAAUUGCAUAUAGAGAAUGACCAAUAAAUCUCUUGUCCUCA